Besnoitia besnoiti is the source of this 2964-nucleotide messenger RNA. RefSeq names its product dual specificity phosphatase, catalytic domain-containing protein. Gene Ontology annotation, cellular component: cytoplasm. Gene Ontology annotation, biological process: protein dephosphorylation. Gene Ontology annotation, molecular function: protein tyrosine/serine/threonine phosphatase activity. The coding region runs from base 1 to 2964 and encodes 987 amino acids. Lineage: Eukaryota; Apicomplexa; Conoidasida; Eucoccidiorida; Sarcocystidae. The record is from RefSeq and is a predicted model, not a curated record. The transcript is spliced from 6 exons.
AUGGCGCAGCGUUUUGCUGGAUCUGCCCCGGGCGGAGGGGCGGGCGGUCCUGCCUUUUCUUUUUUUGCUCACUUUUCGCCCCUUUCUGGGCAGCAGAAGCAGGCCGCGCACCAGAUCCUACCACACCUCUUCUUGGGUUCUGCGGCUGCUGCACGGAGCUCGACGUGGCUGCAGCAAAAUCGCAUCACGCACAUUGUCUGCGUUCACAACGCCGACGCCUCUCCGCAGGAACUCAAACGACAGCUGAUCAGCUCUCGAUCGGCAGCUGCAGACAGCGACAGCCGCGGGCGACCGCCUCAGCAGCGGCCGCAGACUGUCGCAGAACAACUCGUUGUUCAUGGCGACCGCUGCGUCUAUUGUUGCUGUUUCGCGCAAGACACGCCGCAACACGUUCUCCUGCCCGCGUUGUCCCCAGUAAUCUCUUUCAUCGAUAGCGCCAUACAGGACCAGUCCUUCAGAGGCGGCGGAAGCUCUGCGGCAGGGCCCCCAGCAUCGCAUGCGUCCGGCCUCCGCCAGAACGCCCCUCCGAGGAAAGCGCCCAAGCGGAACCAUGUGUUCAUAUCCGGCGUGGAACAGACAGGCAUCGUGGACGAAGACGAAGGAGACACCUCGCGCUCACCGGGGCGGGUGGCAGCACAUGCAGGCGACUCGGGAAGGAACGGAGUGUAUGGAGGAGCUUCUAAAGAGGCGCCGCGCCACGGGAACGUGCUGGUUCACUGCGCCAAGGGUAUCAGCCGCAGUGCUUCCUUCGUCAUUUGCUACCUCAUGUUUCGUCGCUGCUGGUCCUACAACGACAGCUUCACCUUCAUCCGCCGAAAACGGCCCAUAUACCCAAAUGUGGGAUUCCAAAUACAACUGAAGGAAGUCCAGCAACGGCUAGAGCAGUUCCGCCCGACAAUCCCUCGCGUCGAUGGGGUGGGAGGCGGUGCGGCGCCGCAGCGAAUCACCGCCGCCGCCGUAGCGGCAGGGCUGGUUCGCGACGACGCAGACGAACCCGAUCUCUUCCGCAGAGAUCCCACAGCAGCCGAAAAGCUCCUCGAUAUUCUAACAGAGGCACGAGAUGCUGUAGACGCAUCUUCGCUCGAACAGAAGCUUGUGGCGAGCAUCUUGAAGCGACUCUUGGCAACUCAGGAGCUGGUGGAGACCAUGUUCACGCAACCCAGUCUACUGCGAGACCGACAGAAGUGGGAGGAUCUGGGCCUGUUCUUUGAAAACCUCAAGUCGUACUGCGUCCCGGCGUCCCCCGACAUCCUGGUCACUGCUCAAAAAGUUGCAAAACGAGCCAGCGACUUGAAGCUGGUGUUCACAGCCACGUUGCCAGGUGUAGCGAUGGCAGACACAGUCGCUGAAGAGAUUCGACGGUGGACACAAGUGGCUGAAGAGCAGGCGAAGAAGGCCAAGGCGACUGACGGGCCGAAGCAGUCAAAAAAGUUCGCGGGCAGCUGCUCCGCUGCGCCUAAAGCGGAGAAGGCCGCCGUCGACGGCGAAGCGAGAACCAAGGGUGCGCAGACGUCGCUGCAGACAGAGAAGACACCAAGAGAGGACGAGAAGAGUCGGCCCCCCUCCGCUGCGCAGCGGGAUGGAGGCGGCUCCAGUAGCCGACAGAGCAACUCUGCGAAUGACAAUGCGGCAGAAUCGGCCGCUCAAAGCGCGCGGGUGGACCGCUCCGAGGGACGGGCGCUGUCUUCUGCAAACGAUCUGUUUGGAGGGCAUGUCUCGUCCACUGCCAUCACGCUUCGAGAGAAACUGAGGAGACUCCGGGAAAAACGCGCCGCCUUCACCGACCAAGCAGCGAGGGGCCCAGCAGCGGAUCAAGGCGUCAGAUCAAGGCCGGGGGACGCCCACCGGGGACAAGGGGUUUGCUCGGUCGGGUCGGUGCAUGCUGUGUUCACUGGGGGGACGCCUGACUGUGUUGAACAACUCAAGAGCUGCGCUGCAUGGUCGCUGUGGCUCGAGCUGUUCCUGCCUACUGGGUGUCUGUCGCGCGCAGCUUCUUCUAUCGGGGAACGGGUCGAGGCGCCGAAUGGCGACAAGGCACAGCCCCCUCCAAGACCUGGAGCCAGAUCAGCCUCUGAGUCCCGCCAUGCGUCUCCUCCUCUGCGGUCAACCGCAGACUACUGGGGAGAUCGCCAGCGAAAGAAGGACAUGAAGAGGCAAAAGAGGCGAGAGAAGAAGGAGAGAAAGAAAAUGAAAAAACACUUGAAGCGCGAACGGAAAGAGUGGCGUGCAUCGGACGGCGAUAGUGUCAGCAGCGACUCCGCAUCCAGCUGGCGUAGCCGGAGUCCUCCUCCGCGAAGGCCGCCUCGCUCGUACCGUAGUCGAUCACGCUCGGACUCUGUCUUUUCAGGGAGGGGGGAAGACAGAGCAAGGGAUUUCGGCGACCCCCCUCGAAAGAAGAGGUACAACUCCGAUCGUUCGCUCUCUCACUCGCGGAGGGGAGACAUAGACAGAUCCUGUGACCGAAAAAGCCAGCCGGCGGACGAGAGGGACGGCGCCGCUUCAAACCGAGGAAGCAGCUGGGCGAUUCACGAAGACGGCAGACAACGGGUCAGGGACGCAUCCCUGUCCCCUUGCGGCAGACACGGAAGGCGAGGACGGUCGCGUUCUGGAUCCUUUUCGCCGCGUGGCUGGCGCGACGAGAGGGCACCAAGACGGGAGCACAGUUCAGACGCCACGCUGCGCCGCAGCAGAUCGCCUGAGCGAGAGCGGGAGCAAAAGAAAAGAAGCAAGUUGUAUUCGAGCAACUACGAAUAUUCGCGGCGUCAGUCACCUACGAGAAGACGCUCCACGUCUCCUUCGCCGACCGUCAGAAAGCCGUCCUCCCGUGGAAACGGCGAAGAGCAGCGGAAGCCUUCAAUACGGUCGCGGUCCGCGGAUUCGCGUCGGUCGUCAUGGGACGAAGGCCAGCGGAGGCGCACACGCAGCCGCAGCAGAAGUCCGCACACGCGCGCCGGAAGGCGGUGA